This is a messenger RNA of Physcomitrium patens, 3087 nucleotides long. RefSeq lists its product as uncharacterized. Lineage: Eukaryota; Viridiplantae; Streptophyta; Bryopsida; Funariales; Funariaceae. The record is from RefSeq and is a predicted model, not a curated record.
CUCCAAGGCGUCCCUUCAAGCUUCCUGCCUCACUCCACAGUUCACCAGACUUUUAAGGUCUUAAGCACAUCGCAUUAGUUUGCUCAGCAUCAGUACCGCGGUACUAGAAGUAAUUUGCCUUCAGCCGUCAUACUGCAUUACGCUUCUCUUCAUGUUUGAGACCGGACUGAGCGACUUUUGUUGAGCGAGGUUGAUUGCGAGGUGGUUUGGCUAGCUUUGCUGGAUGUGGAAGUGGCGGGGGCGAUGAGGGGGAGAAGUGAGUACGAGAAUUGAGAGGGGUUGUUGAAGGAGACGUGGAUUGAGGUGAGUGAGCAUUGAUGGAAUUUUUUAUGUUUCGUGUAAUUUGGUGCGGUGUGGCGGAUUGAGAGGUCGUUACGUUGUUGCGGAAAGAAGAGGGAGAUGUGAUAGUAACUGUAACGGUUGAUGGGGAGCAGUGGAGGUGGAUAGUGGCGGUUGUUGUGAGAGCGACGGAUGAAUUAGAGUGUGAGGCUGCAUUUAGGUUGAAGGUGUGUGGGAUUGUGGUUAAGGAGAGUCAGGUUAGAGGAAAUGGUGCAAGUGCACUUGGAAGCUUGUCUGCCGGAUAUCAGAGUGGCGCCUGUGAAAAUGAUAGGGGCAUCGCAAAAGUCGCCUUGCAAGAGUGCAAAUGCAGGGGUUAAUUAUGACCUGGGGUCUUCGCACAACAAUACCAAGAAUUUUCCCCGAUCGAGGAGCUUGCGAGACGCGGGAGGGGAGGAGGAUGUAUAUGAGGCUGAGUUCAGUGGCCCUACAGAGCGUGCUGCUUCUCGUGCUUCCUCGCGGUCCAAGAGUAGAAUUGCAAAGGACGCUCGAGCGGAAUUGCUUGGCCUCAAUGACGUGCUGUGCAAAGUGGUGCGUCGUAGAGAGUCACGCAGCCAAAGUGCCUCAAGAGUUAGAGAGGGUUUGGACAUCGAGAUUGAUCCGACAGAAAACGAGAAUGCGUUCAUUGAAGUUUCGAAGUCUGUUUCCUCCUCCCGCGUUGGGAAUCGAAGCUCAAAAUAUAAAAGCGACUUGGUUGCAAUGGGAGAGGCACUGCAGGAUUCAUGGGAGAGGGAGCCACGCAGCGCUCGCGCUUCUCGACUACUCAAAGUUAGUUCCGAUGCACCAGAGAAUGAUGGGAUAUUGUAUACAGCCCGGUCUGCCUCAAGGCUUUCUGCCGUAAUUCCUUCUAGCCGAUCUACAACUCCCCGCGCAAGCUCGAGAAGUUUGCGAGAUCAAGAGGGAUCGAGAGAUUCACCUGAUGAACCUGUCAGACAAGAGUUACGAAGCCCCAACUUGGUACGCCAAUCGUCUGUACACGAUUUGGAUCAUGAUGAUGACGGAACACUUGAGCACUGGAACAAAGUAUCGUACCGCACUCCCGCCAAGGGUCUGCGAUCAAGCAGAGAGAGUAGUGAUACGCCUGAGGAGAGGCUUCUCAGUGUAGAACGUCAUGCUGUGAAACAAGAAAGGAGUCCUAGGAAAACAAUAGAAAUCGCAGACAGGCAGAUGGAACUUACACUAUCCCACGCCGAGCGAGCUCCGGGAGGAAAUGUAACGAAGGUGGACUUGGAUUCACCUGAACAAUAUACAGAUUGUACAGGUCUUCAUAGAAGAACCAGGAUUGCUCGACCGUCCAAAAAGAAGGUGCGGGAUAUCCCUAAGGAUCCCGCUUCAUUUCUCCCAGUCAGCCAACCUCCAGAAUGUCUGAUGACAGUGGUGCAUCCCGUUGAUUAUGCAGACCCCCCUCUUCUGCCAUCAUCUCCAUCCACCUCGUCAAAAUCCUCAAGAGAGACUGGUAUCUCACGAAGUGUCGCCUGGCUCCGUAUAUUAGGGGAUCUGAUCAUGUGGAAGGACGUUCCAAGGUCGGCUCUCUGGUUUGGUGCAGGAAGCUUUAGCAUCCUCUCUGCUUCAUUCAUGAAGGAAAUGCAGUUGGGGAUUGUUUCUAUAUCUGCCAACUUAGCACUGUGCUAUUUAGCAAUAGUCUUCUUCUACCGAACAUUCCUCAGCGGGUCAUCUGCUCAGUCACGUUCUGGACAACUUAAGUCAAGUGGAGUCACUGAAGCCGACUUCCUAGGUUUGAUUCGGUUUGUCCUACCAACUAUCAAUCUGACGUUGACGAAGUCUGGGGAGGUUUUCUCUGGUGACCCUGCCAUCACUUUAAGGGUAGCAUUAGUGCUCUGGAUGGUUGCAAAAAUGGGAGCGGGUGUCUCAGUAUGGAGCUUCUUACGUUUCGGCUUCUUUGCGCUUUUUACAAUUCCGAAAUGCCAGUCCUGCUACUCAACCCAACUAUAUGCAUUUGUUCAAUCUCUUCUUCUACGUGGAUGGAUGACAUGGGACUCAUUCACUCACAAGAAAGCGAUUUUAAUAGGCGGUUUUAUAUUCGCUUGGAACAUAUCCUCAUACUCAUCUCGCCUAUGGGGUGGCUUUAUUCUCGUAGUUUGGUUUAAGUUAUAUCAGCAGUCAAAUCCAGCAAGAUUUGAGAAGGCUCUAGCUGAUAUGGGUGGUAGUAGUGCCAUUGACCAUAUAGACCGCAAGAAGAGCUUACAGCAUGCCAUGAUGGUAUUCCAGGCUUCUCAAGCUGUGGCCGUAUCGGAAGAGAUUUCUUCGACUCAAAGCCACCCAGUCCAAGAAUUUCCAGGUAAUACGAAAGGCUUAAGUGAAGAUAAAAAAGUGGAUAGUGCUGCGUUCAAAGCUUAAGGAGUUAUCAAUCGUGCAAUUCUUCUGUGACGUCAGACGAGCAAAUACAUUCUCAAAGGAUCACUACUGGAGGCUAUUACAUUGUUAGGUCGAGCCUUGGUCUCAAAAACAGACAUCAAUCGAACUAUCUCUGAUUUCACUAUGUUAGAAAUAGGUUUACCUGGUUCAAAUCUGGCACAAUUUAGCCCCUCUUUCGAUACUGUGGACUCGAUCAAACUGUACAUAACCCCCAUCUCUGCAAGAUCUUUAAUUUACAUUUCCCCUGAUAUGGAUCUCAUUCAGGCUGCUGCUAGUUGACAGAUGAAGCUUAAAUCCAGGAUAAGCUUAUCAAAAUAUAUCAAGCUGAAGUCAUUGUUCAUCUCCUAACCGCAAUUGAAGAAUUUUUCUAAACAA